CUGCACUCCAGCACAAAAGCGACUGCGAUGGGCAUCGAAGGCUUGCACGACGCGACCCGCCACUUGAGAACUCCCGUGCGCAUCUGCGACAGCUACGCCAACAAGAGGCUCGGCGUCGAUGUCUCCGGUUGGCUGCACUGGGCUAAGUAUAAAGUGCUGAAAGGAACCGGGCGCGUGCCGACGGAUGCCGACAUUAUCGAGGCCUGCUGCAGCCGCGUCAAAUUGCUGCUCGAGCACCGGGCGACUCCGGUCCUCGUGUUCGAUGGCGCGGCCGUCCCGGCGAAGGCCGAGACCGACGCGAGGCGGCGCGCGCAGCGCGAGGAAGCGCGGCAAGCCGCGGAUGACCUGCGUGCCGCGGGAGACCUGGCCGCGAUGAAUAAGAAGCUCACCGAAGCGCUUCCGGUGACGCACGAGCUCGCGCUCCAGCUCCGCGAGGAGGUGCAGUCGCGCUGGGGCGCCAGCGUCGACUGCCUCGUCGCGCCCUACGAGGCCGACGCGCAGCUGGCGGCUCUCGCGCGGAGCGGCGAGGUCGACGCGGUCGUCACGCGGGACGGCGACUUCCUGGCGUACCUCCUGCCCCCCGCGGUCGUGCUGUUUGAUUUGACGGCCGAGGGCGAGGUGGACGAGCAGAGAGUGGGAGACUUGCUCGACGCGACCCUAGGCGCGUCGCCACCGGUGGAUCUAAGCAGUUGGAGUUACGACAAGUGGCAGCUCGCGUGCUGCAUCGCCGGUUGCGACUACGUGGAAAGCGUGGACGGCGUCGGCCUCAUGACGGCGCUGCGGCUCGUCGACGAGCACGACGGCGACGUGGCGGCCAUCCUCCAAGCGAUUGAAGAUGAUCCUGGAUUGGGUGCCGUGCCCGCCGACUACGAGGAGAAGCUCCAUCAGGCCUACCUCACGUUCCGAUACCAGACGGUGUACGAUCGCGGGACGCGCACGACGAGGCCGCUGAGGCCGCUGCCGGAGGCGGUCGUCGAACGGUAUGGCGCCGCGCCGCCGUUUCUCGGUGCGCCGUUGGCGCCGGACGACGCGCCGGGCGUCGCUGAAGGGCGGCUCAACCCGAGCCCCCCACAUUAUCCGUUCGGCUACGUGCCGCCGCCGCCGCCGCCGGUCGUGCCGCCGCCUUCGCCACCAGCGCCGCCGCCGCCGCCGCGGUCGACGCCUCCACCGUCGCCGCCUCCGCCAGCCGCUCUCCCGUCUCCACCUCCGCCGGCGCCUGCACCGGCACCCGCGCCCGCAGCGCCGCCGCCGCCGCUCGCGCCGCCGCGCUUUCCCGCUCUCCCGCCAGCGGCGCCGCCCGCAGCGCCGCCCGCGCCCGCGGCGCCUGCUCCGGAUGCCGUUGUGCAGCGGCCCGCGAAACGCCGGCGCCUCGAGUCGUUCAUACCGACCAGCCCGCCGGCGCUGGCGUUGUCGAAAUUGCUCGUCGGAGCGGCUGCUGUAGGCGUCGGCGCGUACUUCGCCAACAGCCUCCUGGGCUGA
Pelagomonas calceolata is the source of this 1479-nucleotide messenger RNA. NCBI's taxonomy places the organism in Eukaryota, Pelagophyceae, Pelagomonadales, Pelagomonadaceae. The record is from the annotation of a GenBank genome assembly.